Molecule: messenger RNA, 2032 nt
Organism: Linum trigynum
Lineage: Eukaryota; Viridiplantae; Streptophyta; Magnoliopsida; Malpighiales; Linaceae
Source: the annotation of a GenBank genome assembly
CUUUGGUGUGUUGUAUGCUGCCGAUGAGUGAUAGCCGUUGUUUCAGUCUCCUGGUGAUGGUGGAAGGGAAAUUCGGAUUUCUUUGCCCCCGAAUGUGCAGCGGUAGGAGUGUACGCUGAGGGAGAGAGGGGUUGAAGAAGAAGAAAAGAUGGUGAAGAAGAAGGUGGAGGCGGCAGAGAGCAAGCCCUCCAGGUAGAGGUGGCAAUUGGAUAGUGGAUUGGAUUGGUGGAUCCAUGGAUCAAAUGGAUUGGUGGAUUCAUGGAUUGAAUCAAAUGGAUUGGGCAGUACCGUGGAGUGGAAAGCUGAGUGAUCGAAACACUGAAUCAUCGUUGUCGGCGUGCUGAUUCUGGUGAUCAUUGUCAAACGCCAUUGUGCUCUUCCGGUGGACGACUCUCGCUCUCUAUUUGGUCUCUUCCCUAAUUAAUGACCAACCCUUUCCCUCCUCAUUUUCAUUUCCACGAAACCCCAAUAAGAAUCCAACGGAAGACUAAGACCCACUCAACUUACUACUCCCAUAAGAGACGCAACAACCAUGGGGAGCGACGGAUCGCCGACUGCAGGCAAUUCUCAGGCCCUUCCCCUCCUCAACCUCAACGCUGCCUGUCCUAAUCAUGAGCCUAAUUCGCACCAUCCGCCGAUAUCUGGGCGGAAUAUUGAAUUCUCUUCGCGCCGAGGGUGGUGUCAGUUUCGGCAUAGCUUUUGAAACUUCCGUUCUCGUCUUUGGCCUCCGUACGCUUCAAGUGGCUACCGAUUCCUUCUCCAAGUUGAAUAAGAUAGGCGAGGGAGGCUUUGGUUCCGUCUACAAGGGGGUAUUGCCUAAUGGCCAAGUGAAAAAGCUCUCAUCAUAUUCAACACAGGGAGUAAGACAAUUCACUAAUGAAGUGGAACUGCUGUCUGAAAUCCGACACAUGAAUUUAGUUAUAUUGCUGGGUUGCUGUGCAAAAGGACCUGAGAGGAUGCUUGUCUACGAGUAUCUCCCCAACAAAAGCCUUGACUGCUUCCUCUUUGAUAAAAAACAGUCUUCCUGCCUGAUUUGGGAAACAAGAUUCCGUAUAGCGACAGGGGUGGCGAGGGGGCUUCUUUAUCUCCAUGAAGAAGCUCCCAUGAGAAUCCUUCACGGAGACAUCAAAGCCAGCAAUAUCUUGCUGGAUGAAAAGCUGAGUCCAAAGAUAACGGAUUUUGGCCUUGCGUGGAUGUUCCCCGAGGAAGACACACAUGUAAACACAUCUACCAUAUCUGGUACCCUUGGCUACAUGGCCCCAGAGUACUCGAUGUAUGGAGAUCUUUCUGUCAAGAUCGACGUCUUCAGUUAUGGCAUUCUCCUUCUAGAAAUUAUAAGUGGGAGAAAGAGUAUUGAUUUUAGUUUCGGUCCAGGCCGAUAUGAUCUCUUGCAUUCAGCAUGGACGCUCUAUCAAGAGGGAAAGAUGUCGGAAUUAGCUGACCCGAGCCUUGGCAACUCGUAUAACACCCAUGAAGUGGAGAUGUGCAUUCAGAUAGCGCUCUUGUGCUGUCAAAAAUCUCCUGACAAUUGGCCUGACAUGAACUCAAUCCAUGUCAUGCUUUUGAGCAACUUGUUUGCUUUGCCAGCACCAGGCCAACCUUGUCUGCUGGUCCGAACAAGAAUCUGGACAUCUACCACCACCAGUUGCUCCACUUCUCUGGUUACUAACCUGAGCACGGCGGAACAAUAUUCCCAAAACUCCAUAUCUGUUUCCUCCACUGAUGAAGGUAGAUAAAUGAAUGUUUAUGAUUCUACAUGUGUAUAUAUGUAAAGUAUGGUUCAAUUGUUUUUUUACUGUGCUGAUACUUAUUAUGCCGGGUGACCCCUUUUUCUCUAAUAGUCAUCACAAGGCCCCCAGUUUAAUUCAUUUAAUGUUGAGUGUUCUUGUCCUUGUCGUUAGCUUGUUAAGAACAAAACGUGAUCAUCGACUCAGUGAGCACUAAUCGUCUUGAUUAAUUGAUCAUGCUGAAGCGACUUGCAAAACUUUGAAAUUAUGGAUUAGUGAUCUUUGAGUAAAUGGUAUCCAUUUCU